UAACAGCAGUAAUAAUUGCAUCCGACGGCUGAGCGUCAAUUACCGUUUUACAAAGUGCUUUCACCCACAGUAAUCACCACUCUGUUUACAAAAUUUUCACCAGCCCCCGAGGGAGGUGUCAUUAUCUUCAUUUUACACGGGGGAAAUGAAGGCCCAGAGGGGCUGAAGCAUUCGUCCGCGGAAGCGGGCCUCCAGGUUCCAAAUGGGACUCCAGAGAAGCUCUCAUCGCUUCCACACACGCCCGAGGCGCGCGGAAGUCGGAGUGGGGCAUCCGGAGACGAAGGAGGGACCCGGGAGAAAGGCUGUAGAGACCCGCAGGUUAGCGGCGGGGGUGGGUCCCGCUCUGGCGUGGCCCCGCCCCCAGGCGCACCCGGGAUUCAUUCCGAGAGCUGAUUGGACCAGCCCAGAGCAUGUUCCAGAUCCCAGAGUUUGAGCCGAGUGAGCAGGAAGACUCCAGCUCCGCAGAGAGGGGCCUGGGCCCCAGCCCCACAGGGGACCGGCCAGGCCCCUGCAAGUAUCAACCACCAGGCUGCCGCUUGGUUCCAGGCCUCCCCGGGGACACCAGUCACCAGCAGGGGCAGGCAACCAGCAGCAGCCACCAUGGAGACGCUGGGGCUUCAGAGACCCGGAGUCGCCACAGCUCGUACCCGGCAGAGACCGACUUGGAUGAAGGGGUGGAGGAGGAGCCCAGUCCCUUCCGCGGCCGCUCGCGCUCCGCGCCCCCCAAUCUCUGGGCCGCACAGCGCUAUGGCCGCGAGCUCCGGAGGAUGAGCGACGAGUUCGAGGGCUCCUUCAAGGGACUUCCUCGCCCGAGGAGCGCGGGCACUGCGUCGCAGCUGCGGCAGAGCUCCAGCUGGACGCGCAUCAUCCAGUCCUGGUGGGAUCGGAACUUGGGGAGAGGAGGCUCCGCCCCCUCCCAGUGAUCUUCCGCCCCACAUUCCGGAAACUCCACCUAUUCCUGUCGCCGUCGGCGACCAUCUCGGGUGUGGGCGGAAGUCUCCGCAGGCCUGUGCAGAGGAUCGCUCUGUCCCUGGGGCUGGGAGGCGGUGCGCCUGCGGGCCUCAGGGGGAAGGUUCAUCGGAAGUUUUGAAGUUUUCCCGCCCACAGCCGCCGGAAGCCGCCCCGCCCGCCGGCGUUGGGCAGCCCCUGGCCGAGGUGAGAGCCCGGCUUUAACCUUUACUUCGCCAGGGCCUUUUUCUCCGCGCGAAACUGUGGGCCCACGCUCGCGGCACACGUGCUAAUAAAGCCCACGCCUGUGC
Messenger RNA from Sciurus carolinensis (gray squirrel), 1259 nucleotides. RefSeq names its product BCL2 associated agonist of cell death (gene Bad). The record is from RefSeq and is a predicted model, not a curated record. Gene Ontology annotation, biological process: apoptotic process. The transcript is spliced from 4 exons. Lineage: Eukaryota; Metazoa; Chordata; Mammalia; Rodentia; Sciuridae. The coding region runs from base 411 to 923 and encodes 170 amino acids.